Molecule: messenger RNA, 3507 nt
Organism: Oncorhynchus gorbuscha (pink salmon)
Lineage: Eukaryota; Metazoa; Chordata; Actinopteri; Salmoniformes; Salmonidae
Product: parathyroid hormone/parathyroid hormone-related peptide receptor-like
Biological process (GO): adenylate cyclase-activating G protein-coupled receptor signaling pathway; intracellular calcium ion homeostasis; cell surface receptor signaling pathway
Cellular component (GO): plasma membrane
Molecular function (GO): peptide hormone binding; parathyroid hormone receptor activity; G protein-coupled peptide receptor activity
Source: RefSeq, a predicted model, not a curated record
GAAGUGUUUGACCGUCUGUACCUCAUCUAUACAGUAGGAUACUCCAUCUCUCUGGGAUCACUUAUGGUGGCUGUGGUCAUCCUAGGUUAUUUCCGGCGGUUGCAUUGUACCAGGAACUACAUCCACAUGCACCUGUUUGUGUCCUUCAUGCUCCGAGGCAUUAGCAUCUUCGUAAAGGACGUGGUGCUGUACUCUGGCUCUGCCCUAGAAGAUAUGGAGAGAGUCAGUGUGGAAGAUCUCAAGUCCAUCACUGAGGCUCCUCCAGCUGACAAAACCCAGUUUAUUGGCUGUAAGGUGGCAGUGACCCUGUUCCUAUACUUCCUGGCUACCAACUACUAUUGGAUCCUAGUAGAGGGUCUGUACCUCCACAGCCUCAUCUUCAUGACCUUCUUCUCAGACAGGAAGUACCUCUGGGGAUUCACUCUAAUUGGAUGGGGGGUCCCAGCUAUGUUUGUGACAGUGUGGGCGAGUGUGAGAGCCACCUUGGCAGACACAGAGUGCUGGGACCUAAGUGCCGGCAAUCUGAAGUGGAUCGUACAAGUGCCCAUUCUAACAGCAAUAGUGGUGAAUUUUAUGCUGUUCCUGAAUAUAAUACGAGUUCUGGCUACUAAACUUCGGGAGACAAAUGCUGGCAGAUGUGACACAAGACAGCAGUACAGGAAACUGUUGAAGUCUACAUUGGUCCUGAUGCCACUGUUUGGUGUCCACUACAUAGUGUUCAUGGCGAUGCCUUAUACUGAAGUGACUGAAGUCCCAUGGCAGAUACAGAUGCACUAUGAGAUGCUAUUCAAUUCAUUCCAGGGAUUCUUUGUUGCAAUUAUAUAUUGUUUCUGCAAUGGGGAGGUCCAAGCGGAAAUUAAGAAAUCGUGGAGCAGGAGGACACUAGCGCUGGACUUUAAACGUAAAGCCCGUAGUGGCAGUAACACAUAUAGUUAUGGACCUAUGGUGUCUCACACCAGUGUAACCAAUGUCACUGCCCGGGGCCCGGCACUGCACCUCACCACACGCCUUGGGGGCCCCGUCACCGUGAACGGGCACCGGAAUCUCCCGGGGUACGUGAAGAAUGGUUCCAUCUCCGAGCACUCCAUCCCUUCCUCAGGACAGGAGUUACAUGUUCCCGAGGAGGAGCAGCAAUCCAGUAACAAGCCACCGCAUUCCGUUGAGGAGGAGAAACCCUCGCCUGUAGUGGAGGAGGAGCGGGAGACCGUCAUGUGACAAUCAUGUGACCUCUUGCGAGAGACCUUCAGGCAGCCUAUAGCGCCUCCACUGUGAGGACGAUCUCUGUAGGAAUGAGUCAUGGGAAAGAUCUCAAUUACAUACUCCUUGUGUCCUCUCUCCUCGUCUCCAGAGGGACCUCUGGCUUUCUCAUCCAAUGUUUUGAAAAGGAGAAGAGGAGAGAGGGCGCAAUUGACAGCUUCCCAUGAAACAUAGCACCACAUAGACCAGUCAAGCUUCUCAGUUGAUUUUAUUUCACUGCCUUCAAUGUGUUGCAGCAAGUACUUUAUAAUGGAUGAAUACCAACCAUGGUCUGUGGAUGAACAGUAGGCUAAUGUGUCUGACCGAAACAGACAGCAUUGAUUGUCCACAGGUCCUGUGGCUGAAGGUAUCAAAUGUAUACUAUAGGUCCUCAUUCUGGCAGGAGCAUGUUAGCUUAUGUUAGUGUAGCAGAUGGCUAAGUUAGCAUACAGCUCACUAGCUCACAUCUGCUACAUUAGGCACUCCUAGUGAUAUGAGAAUAUGCCUGGCUGCAGGAUCUCACUACGUUUCAAUUUGUUUGAAAAUGUGGAUGUACAUUGAGAUGACCCAACCCACUUUGAUGUAGCUAAAAGGGAAUAAAACUCAGGUCCUCUAAACCCUCCAUUCUAGUGCAUCAGUUGGAGCUAGUCUGUAGUUUCAGAGGUGUGCUGGCUUCUAGAGUUGAUUUAUAUGGAGAAAGGCCCAAUGGAUUACUUUUCCCCAUGAGUAUCAACUUUUUGUACAGUUUGUAUUUUUGCUAUUUAAAAGAGACUAUCCUAAUAUUCAAUGGCUAAUGAAGGUUAUGCUUUUUCCAUGAUGUGUUGAUGAUUACAUUCUUCAAUAAUAAUAUUAUAUUUCACAAUAUAUAAUACCACAAAAGUAACCAAACCUUGGAGCCCAUUGGAGUCAAAACGUGAUUUUCCUGUGUUUUAUAUAUAUUUCCACACUCUGAGAUUUGAAUAAUACUGUAAAAUUGUGAAAAUUAUGAUUAUGCCCUUUUAAUGUAAGAGCCGUUUGAAAAGACCGCCUGAAAUUUCUGCCUGUUUUGGUUGGGUGGAAUUUUGGACUGCCUGGCAAUAUCACCAAGGGGUAAAUUAGUUAAUAGACCAAUAAGAAAGAGAGUUCCAAACCUCUCUGCAAAUAAUAGCUCGUUUUUAGAUUUCCUCUCCCAACUCAGACUACUCCUAGAUAGUCCUAGCAAAAUUCUUGCUUGAGAAAUUACUCUUUGCUAAGAAGGAAUUUUGGUUUAUUUUUGACCAUUUUAAUUGAAAACAAUCACAGUAAGGUACUUAAUUGUUACCCAGAAAUGAUUUGUUAUCGAGAUACAAAUGGCUGCAUUGGACCUUAAGUUUUGGGAGAAAUGGAGUGGUAGAGACAGCUCAAAGAGGACAAAAAAUGGCUAUUAUUAUAAUGGAAUUGUAGAAAAAUACUUUAUUAACGUUUUAAAGGGAGGCACCCUCUCCAAAACUCAGGGUGCAGAAAACAGUAAAAAAAUAAAUAUGGAAUGUUAAUUAGUUGAGGAACUCCUAGGGAUUCUCAAAUUCCACAGGAGAAUUCCCAGGGAGACUUAUGAAGAGACGGACAGUAUGAAGGAACACCAGAACUGAAUAGUACACAACUGUUAUGUUUUAUAUAGUCCAGUGUUUUGCUGCUCUUUUGUAUAGUAUGUAUGCAUUUGCAAAGAAGUCACAAUGUUUACAAUGAUAAUAAAAUCCAUUCUAGCUGUGAGCUAAAAUAGCAUCAAAGGUCAUGUAAAUGUAUUAGAACUAUAAUUUGAUAUUUGUAAAGACUGUUGAAAAUGUUAAGGGAUGUUGACAAUGUAGAAUGAUUUAUAUUGUAUUUAGUGGUAAAAACAUAGAAACUGGAUAUAUACUAUAGAUGAGGGACAACAUACUGUAUGAGGAUUCAGGACCAUAUAGUCAAGAUUUCAGUAGAAUGCCUAUCAGAUGUAAUAACAUUAGACAGCUAUUUACACUAUACUCACAUGUAAUUCUGUGAAUAUGGCAGUUUAGGUUGAUGGGAGUCAAGAACUCAAUUGCACUCCGCUACUGUAUAUCCACAUAUAUACACGUUGACCCUACAGUUCCCUCCCCCACUACUCUAUAUCCACAUUUAUAAAGUGGGAGGUUUGAGCCCUGAAUUCUGAUUGGCUGAAGGCCAUGGUAUAUCAGGCCAUUUAGUUUUACUGAUCUAAUUACAUUGGUAACCAGUUUAUAAUAUCAUUAAGUCUCCUCUGGGGUUUGUGAUAUAUGGCUAAAAUACCACGGCUAA